Messenger RNA from Nanorana parkeri, 1098 nucleotides. RefSeq names its product protein-lysine 6-oxidase-like. The coding region runs from base 1 to 1098 and encodes 365 amino acids. The record is from RefSeq and is a predicted model, not a curated record. The transcript has 8 exons. NCBI's taxonomy places the organism in Eukaryota, Metazoa, Chordata, Amphibia, Anura, Dicroglossidae. Gene Ontology annotation, biological process: peptidyl-lysine oxidation. Gene Ontology annotation, molecular function: protein-lysine 6-oxidase activity; copper ion binding.
AUGCCUCCUCUCAUCUUCAUCCCUUUCCUUUUACUGCUCAUGUCACGUGGAGCACAGCUUGAUGGCCCUAGAGGUUCCUGGCGUCGCAGAUUUCGAUGGGAAAGUAAUGGACGAGUUUUUAGCCUACAGAGCUCAGGUUCUGACCACAGAGCUGGUCUUCCUGAUUUGGUUCCUGAUGCUCUAUUUAUCCAAAGUGCCACUUACAUACAGAGAGUACCUAUGUACAGCCUUCGGUGUGCAGCAGAAGAAAACUGCUUGGCCAGGUCAGCCUACUCCCCUGACAUCUCAGAUAUAAGCUUCCGGGUUCUUCUGCGCUUUCCACAAAGGGUUAAAAAUCAUGGCACAGCAGACUUUUUACCAGUGAAACCAAGGCAUACCUGGGAAUGGCACAGUUGCCACCAGCAUUAUCACAGCAUGGAUUCAUUUAGUCACUAUGACCUUCUGCAUUCUGCGACCAAUCGUAAGAUGGCAGAGGGACACAAGGCCAGCUUCUGCUUGGAAGAUACAACAUGUGAUUUAGGAGUGAGACGGCGAUAUGCCUGCACAGCACACACCCAGGGGCUUAGUCCAGGAUGCUAUGAUACAUACCAUGCCAAUAUUGACUGUCAGUGGAUUGAUAUCACUGAUGUUCCCCCAGGAAAGUAUAUACUCAAAGUCUCUGUGAACCCCAAUUUCCAAGUCCUGGAAUCAGAUUUCACUAAUAAUGCUGUGCAUUGUGACUUGAUCUACACUGGAACCUAUGUAAUAACUCGUAAUUGUCAUCUUUCAAGGGAUAUUUUCUUUAAUUUCCUGUCCAAGAGACACAACAAAGAGGAGAUCUCUCAAAAGAAUUCUGCAGGGAUCUUACUGAUUCAGCAGGAGGUGUCCUGGCAUAGUGGAGUAUGGCUCCUAGAGUUGAGAGAUCAUCUUGUAGAGAACCAGCUUGUCAGUAGAGGAAUCAAAGAGGCAGCUUGUCAGAAGACGGUCCAAAGAAGCAGCUUGCCAGCAAAGGCUGGAGGAGUCCUGAACCCAAGGACUCUUAAUAGCGAAUAUGGUGUGGAGUGGAAAAUGCUCGGCGUCCUUUGUAAUCUAGGGAAAUUUCAAAUUUCCCGGCUUUAA